GGUUUCCGUCCAAUGGAUGGGGUGUUGUUUUAUGGUGCGCCAGGUGAGUCGCAGUCUUGGUGACGCCUUGGUGGGCUGGGCGGUGUUUGAGUGUGUGUCAGGCGUGUCGCAGUCUUGGUGACGCAGAUGGGAGGGGAGGCGUUUGAGUGUGUGUCAGGUGUGUUGUGGCUGUGGUGACACAGGUGGGAUGCUGAAUGCUGGUUCGCACUCUUCGCCUCUCCGAGGGUCCAGUCUGCUCUCAGCUGGAGUGACGGGGCUGUCCAGAACUCUCCUGUAGGUAUGGAAGCUCCUCGCUGUCCUGCGUCACCUCCGGUCCAUUAUCUUUGAACGAGCUGUGUUGUCACUUCCUGUUCCUGUGCACUCAGGGUUGGGGCUCAGCACAGGUUGCUAAGCACCAGAUGAACCCUCAAAAUCAGUCAGUUACCCGACAUCUAGUGAACACGAGGAAGACGUGUAAUAUCGUGGAAUGUCACCGUUACCAUGGUGAACCAGCAGUGCAUUAACUUCGUUGUUAGCUGUAAGUUGUUAGCUCGUAACAUCGUUGUUAGCUGUAAGUAAGGAAUGAUGGGAAAUGUAUAUUUAGAGGUGGCUUUCUCUUAGAGCGCUCACUUGUGCUUGUUUCAUCGUUACUGGCCAUUUCUGCCUCGUUGCAACACGUUAGCUUUUACACACUGAUGAGAUUUUCUUUCUUUACAGAAAUAUGUAUUUUUGUCACCGAGUAUGGGGGGGAUAAAAAAGGAAGCAUUUAAAUUCUCUGGCAGUUGCUCUUCGUUUUCCGGUGAAGAAUGUAGGGCUUGUGUGUGCUUGCGGAUGAGCGAAGGCCGUUUAAUUGGCAGUAAAUUAGAGGGCUACGCGCUGCACUGGGAUUAUGAUGUUGGAGCUGUCGUGCCUGUUGGGUUGGAGCUGUCAUGCCUGUUGGGUUGGAGCUGUCGUGCCUGUUGGGUUGGAGCUGUCGUGCCUGUUGGGUUGGAGCUGUCGUGCCUGUUGGGUCGGGUGAAGCUGCUGGGUCGAGCGUUGGGGCUGGAUGUUCAGUCUCGCCACACGGAUGCAUGGGCCCUUACGCAGUCUGGAAGUGCUUCUGUUGCGCAGAACGGUUUUGGUUCCCACAUCCUGCAGGUGCACGUUCCGGUUCCCCAGCACCAACAUCAAGAUCACCUUCACCGCCCUGGCCAGCUGCAAGAAGGAGAAGAGGGAGGCGCCCGAAUCUCCGGUCAAGCCCGUGCAGCCGCACAUCUCCCCCCUCACCAUCAGCAUCCCGGACAACAUCGCCCACCUGAUGAGCCCCCUGCCCUCGCCCACGGGCACCAUCAGCGCUGCGAACUCCUGCCCGUCGAGUCCGCGCGGGGCCGGGGCGUCGGGCUACAGGAUGGGCCGCAUCGUGACCUCCGACCUGCAGCUCAUCGCCGACCACUCCCAGUCCGAGAACGACAAGGAGGCGUCCGGCGGAGACAGCCCCAAGGACGACUCCAAGCCCCCGUACUCGUACGCCCAGCUGAUCGUCCAGGCGAUCACCAUGGCGCCCGACAAGCAGCUGACCCUGAACGGGAUCUACACCCACAUCACCAAAAACUACCCGUACUACCGCACGGCCGACAAGGGCUGGCAGAACUCGAUCCGCCACAACCUCUCGCUCAACCGCUACUUCAUCAAAGUGCCUCGGUCCCAGGAGGAGCCUGGGAAGGGCUCCUUCUGGCGCAUCGACCCGGCGUCCGAGAGCAAGCUCAUCGAGCAGUCCUUCCGCAAGCGCCGUCCCAGAGUGCCCUGCUUCAGGACCCCGCUCGGGCCCCUGUCCUCCAGGAGCGCACCGGCCUCCCCCAGCCACACGGGGGUGCUGUCUGCACACUCCAGCGGCGCUCAGACCCCCGACAGCCUGUCCCGGGAGGGCUCCCCCGUGCACAUGGACCCGGAGCCCGCCCCUGCCCCGCCCGCGGCCCCCCAGCCCAAACUCACCGUCAUCCAGGAGGCGCACUUCACCCAGAACGCCCCAGGCUCCCCGCUCGGCGGCCAGCCCGUGCUGAUCGCGGUGCAGCGGCCGCUGCCCCAGAGCAUGAAGCCGGUGACCUACGCGGUGGCCACGCCCGUCCCCGCCGCCGCGCCCCAGCAGCCGCUCAUCCACGUGGUGCACCAGAUCCCCGCCGUCUCCGUCACCUCCGUCAGCGGCCUCGCCGCCGGCGCCGCCUACACCACCCAGGCCGCCGCGCUGCACCCGGCCAGGCCCGAGCCCCAGGAGAACGGGGAGCACAAGGAGGUCAAAGUGAAAGUUGAACCAAUCCCCGCGGUCACCGCCGUUUCUAUAGGAACGGCCAGCCGCAUCAUCCAGACGUCCCAAGCCACGCCCCUACAGACGGUCGCCAUCGUGCAGCCGACGCCCCUGGGGCAGCACCAGCUGCCCGUGAAGGCCGUCACGCAGAACGGCACCCACGUGGUGCCCGUCACCGCCGCCGUGCCAGCGCAGGUCACCACAGCCUCGGCCGUCGCCAGUCCGCUGCACAUGCUGGCGACCCACGCCUCCGCCUCCGCCUCCCUCCCCACCAAACGGGCCAACGGUGACCCCGCCCAGCCCCCCGAACCAAAGAGGCUCAAAAUGGAGGACGCAGAGAACACCGCCACGCCCGAAAAUACAGACAGCACAGCGGCCAGGGAGCCAGCCGGCCAGGACUAGCUUCUCCCGCACCAGCCCCCCCACCCCCUCUCUCUCUAACUCUCUCCCUCUCUCUCUUUCACUCACUCAUUCUCUCCCCCUCCCUCUCUCUGACGCUCU
Anguilla anguilla (European eel) is the source of this 2761-nucleotide messenger RNA. Its product is annotated as forkhead box protein K2-like. Gene Ontology annotation, molecular function: RNA polymerase II cis-regulatory region sequence-specific DNA binding; protein binding; DNA-binding transcription factor activity, RNA polymerase II-specific. The coding region runs from base 1025 to 2662 and encodes 545 amino acids. The record is from RefSeq and is a predicted model, not a curated record. Gene Ontology annotation, biological process: regulation of transcription by RNA polymerase II. NCBI's taxonomy places the organism in Eukaryota, Metazoa, Chordata, Actinopteri, Anguilliformes, Anguillidae. The transcript is spliced from 9 exons.